Molecule: messenger RNA, 1596 nt
Organism: Penicillium lagena
Lineage: Eukaryota; Fungi; Ascomycota; Eurotiomycetes; Eurotiales; Aspergillaceae
Product: MFS transporter
Exons: 2
Coding region: 1-1596 (531 amino acids)
Biological process (GO): transmembrane transport
Cellular component (GO): membrane
Molecular function (GO): transmembrane transporter activity
Source: RefSeq, a predicted model, not a curated record
AUGCGACUCCCUUUCAAGAUGUGCGAUGCAUCAGCUGAACGUCUCGAACAAUGUUCAGGCGAGGCCCAAGGCUCACAUCCCGAUGCGGAAUCUCAAAACAUUGAACGCGGGGACCUCGCUCAGGUAAUCAGCGUCCAGUCAGCGAUGGAGCGGCCACACAAUUUGAUGCGCGAAUUUAUCUUCAUUGGAGUUGUCUGUGCUGCUCAAUUCAUGACACAGGCGGGUCUUGCCAUUGCCAUUGUCCCUCUCCAUAUAAUUGGUGAUAGCUUCAAAGUCACGAACCCUGGGCAGUUGAGUUGGUACGCGGCCGCAUACAGCCUAACGGUUGGUACAUUUAUUCUCAUUGCGGGAAGGUUGGGGGACCUGUAUGGGCAUAAGUUGAUGUUCAUUGGCGGCUUCGCUUGGUUUGGUCUAUGGUCCCUUCUGGGAGGGUUUUCUGUCUGGUCAGACCAAAUAUUUUUCGAUAUCUGCCGUGCGUUUCAAGGAAUCGGGCCCGCCUUUCUGCUCCCUAACGCCCUCGCUAUUCUGGGACGCACCUAUCUACCUGGCCCUCGAAAAGAUAUGGUGUUUAGUAUCUUUGGUGCCACUGCACCAGGGGGAUUCACGGUCGGCGGUGUGUUCUCGUCCCUUCUGGCUGAGCGUGUUUGGUGGCCAUGGGCAUACUGGAUAAUGGGAAUCGCUUGCCUUGCUUUCGCGGUCCUUGGGUUUCUCGUUAUACCGAAUUCUCCUUCCCCGAAAAUAUCAGACAAAACGCCAUGGUGGAUCAAAUGUGAUCUACUAGGUGGCUCUCUUGGUAUUGUUGCCCUUAUUCUAAUCAACUUUUCUUGGAACCAGGGACCAGUCGUUGGUUGGCCGACUAUCUAUGUCUACGUUCUAUUGAUUAUCGGCUUCAUUUGUUUGGGCCUAUUCUUAUGGACUGAGCUCCAUAUAUCAUCCUAUCCCUUACUUCCCCGAGAAAUUUUCUCUGAGGAUGUUGCGUGGGUGUUAGGCUGUAUCGCUGCUGGUUGGUCCAGCUUUGGGAUUAUAGUCUUCUAUUUCUUCCAGUUUAUGGAAAUAAUCAAGAGAGACGCACCCCUCUUGGCGAUGGCGAAGUUUGCACCUGCGGCCAUCUCAGGUGCAAUUGCUGCAGUUACAACUGGCUUUAUUUUAGGCCAAUUGUCUCCCAGCGUGAUUAUGCUGAUAGCUAUGCUUGCGUUCACCGGUGGUCAAAUUCUCUUGGCCACUCUACCUGUCCACCAAACAUACUGGGCCCAAGCAUUUGUCAUAUCCAUCUUGACUCCGUGGGGCAUGGACAUGUCUUUCCCAUCUGGGACAAUUAUUCUAAGCAAUACCAUGCCACGGAGACAUCAGGGACUCGCUGCCUCACUCGUCAAUACCAUUGUAAACUAUUCAAUCUCUAUCGGACUCGGAUUUGCAGGGACUGUGGAGAGUCAAGUCAACCAGGCCGGGUCGGAAGUUUUGAAAGGCUACCGCGGUGCAAGCUACAUGGGUAUCGGCUUGGCUGGUCUGGGAGUCGGUGUUGCGUCCAUGUUUGUCAUUCGAAGCACGAUCAGCCAUCGUAAGGCGACCAAUCUGCCUGCCCGAGCGGAUGGUUGA